AUGACGCUUGAAGUCAUUCCAAAUAGUGCUCUCAUUUUUCAUGGUCCCUUCAAUGUCUUUUCAACAGCAACACUUAAAUUAUCGAAUACUGACAACUGUCUACUGACUUAUAAAAUUCUAACAACAGUACCAAAGCGUUAUUGUGUUAAACCAAACGUUGGUCUUCUUGAAGCACAUGCAACUGUUAAUAUACUAGUUUCGCUUCGACCAAGACAGGAUGAUCAGCCUGAUGAUCGCACUCAACAUAAAUUUAGGAUACAAUGGAUUACGGCACCAAGCAUCUCGGCUGGUAACCUCGAUACUUUUUGGUCACAAGCUUCCCAAAAUUAUGCCAUUAAAAGGUUAACAUUACGAACCGUAUUUGUUGAUGAAGAAAUAGCAGCUGCUGUACCUGAAAAUUCAAAUGGACAUCAUGAAAUAGAUGCAGUAAGUUAA
Molecule: messenger RNA, 435 nt
Organism: Rotaria socialis
Lineage: Eukaryota; Metazoa; Rotifera; Eurotatoria; Philodinida; Philodinidae
Source: the annotation of a GenBank genome assembly